ACAUCACGUGACGCAAAAGAAAUAUUCGGACGUGGGAAGGAAUUCGUCGACACGAUAAUGAAAAGAGAAAAGAAAUUAGCUCUUUGGGUUGUCAGCAAUUGUAAAGCUCUCAGAGGUUCGAAGAUAAGAAUGAAGUAUUCAAAUGAAAUGGUGGCAGCAGGAAUGCAAAUCGACAGAUACGGUAACUGUUUUGGCAACAGACGAGAAUACGAUAGACUGCAGCAAGAAAAUCUACCGUUUUAUAAAUUUUACCUUUCAUUUGAAAAUGCUGAGCACUGCAAAGACUACAUUACUGAGAAGUUUUGGGCUAGAGGAAUAUUAGAUGGGCGAGUUCCUGUAGUUUGGGGACCUUCAAAAGCUGAUGUGACGCGACUGGCCCCACCGGGAUCAUUUAUACAUGCUGAUGACUUUAAAAGUCCAGCUAAGCUGGCAAAAUACUUGAUGGUACUUGAUAAAAAUGAUACUGCUUAUCGGGAGUAUUUUGCAUGGGUUGAAAAACCAUCAGGGGCUUGGAAAGAAAGGCUUUUGAAACUGUAUUCUAAAACGAGAGAAGAACUCCUGUGCGACAUAGUAAUGGAACAUAAAAUUAACAAAGUAAUUCCAUCAAUAUAUGAUGAUCUUUAUAAGGAUGAGGCGAAAAGCUGUCUGGCUGCAUAGCGAACGAUUUUAUCGUACUAUUA
Messenger RNA from Ciona intestinalis (vase tunicate), 680 nucleotides. NCBI's taxonomy places the organism in Eukaryota, Metazoa, Chordata, Ascidiacea, Phlebobranchia, Cionidae. The record is from RefSeq and is a predicted model, not a curated record.